AUGACGGAGCGGCUCUUCGCGGCGGAGAGCCGCCGAGAUGUUCAGGCUUUGAAGAAUGCUUAUGAGUUGAUCAAAUCAGCCAGUCAGGGAAAAUCUCUACUUGACUCAUCAGAUGACUUCAGCACCGACUUGUAUGUUAUAUGUGCUGAGCAAGCAUUGCAGUUGGGAUGUCUGGAAAUGAGCAGUGACUGUCUACAGAUGUAUUUUAAAGGAAGAUUUCCUGUAAACCAGUUUCUUGGCAGAGCAUAUUUGUGCCAAGGCCAGCUGCACACUCCAAUCUCUACAGAUAAUUUGGAAGAGUUUGAAAAGUUUGUGCUGUUUUUUAUGAAGGCAAUAGAUUUUGCUACCCAUGAUCGAAGAUACUAUUUUUUGAUAUAUAAUGCCUCAGUUCUUUAUUGGCAACUUGUGAGAUCAUAUGUUAAGCCUGGAUUCCGCCGCUGUCUUAUUCCCAGCCUUUCUCAGAUUGUUAAAGCGUUAAACCAAGCUGAAGAGGAAGACAAUGAAUGGAGAGCAGAACUCAUGAUAAAUUUACUGGAGUGCUUCCUCGAUGCUUCAAAAUGGAAAGAAGCAGAAGAGUUUUCAUCUACUGCAGCAAUCUUUAUUAAGGAAAAUGUUCCAGAUAAAUACUCUCAAAUAUUUUCUCUAAUGGUAUACCACAAACUAAUGGAUAUUUCACAGGUAGAGAAGGAAAUGCAAAAUUCCAUCCAUUUUUCAAUUAUUUAUAAAAUGCAGAUGUUAAAAUUGAUCCCUUUGAUUUUGGAAUUUGCACGUUUUUCUGUGAAAGUAAACUGCAUUAAGCUUGCAUAUGAUUGCAUACUUGAUUUGAAGAGAGCUGGGAUUACUGAGCAAGGGAAACUUAUUGAAAUAGAAUGCCUGGAAUGUGAAUAUGAAAUGAAAAAAUUUGGCACUAAAAUUGUGACUUACACCAAAGAAGUUGUUGAGGCUCAGCUGGAAUUGAUAAAAAAUCUGGAGUUAACCUUAAUACAUGCAGUUCAGUUGGGAGAUCCUGAUGUCAUUCAGGUUGUUUGUACAACCCAGUGGAAUUUGUGCUUAUCACUACUACAACACAAUUUGCAUCAACAUGUGCGAAAGCCGUUGAUAUCAGUUGCUGAUGUCCUUGAAGAGAUUGACAGCAUGUUGAUUUUGUUGCGCUGCCAAGUUCAUAUGGAAAUAGCUCGUAUUGAAGAAGAUGGGGAUAGAAUAGAGGCUGCUGUGGAACAUUUGCAAAAAGCUAUACAUCUAAACAACGGUGGGCAGUAUGAAGAAUAUCUGAGACUGACUUUUAACCGUCUCCGUUUGUGCACUAUGCUGUAUAAGUCACCUGAGCGUCUAGAGGAUCGGGCAGUAAUGAUGAUUGAACAGGCUAAAAGGGGAAAGCAGGAGGAUAACGUGAAGAAAAAGAGGUCUCUUCUGGUAAAUGCAGGUCUUGCACUAGCUCCUGAUUCGUUUCAAGUAGUUCUUGAUAGUGAAAAUGAAGCUAAAGUUUCCUCAGGUAAAAGUAGGAGUCAAAUAAGCUACCUCUGUGCAAAAGCACAACAUCAUAUUAAAAGCGUGGAGAAAGUUGUUGAACAUUUGAAACACUUAAGAAAUGAAAAUUACAGAGAGAGAAUUGUACUUUGGGCAGAUUUGGCAAAAGUUGCAUGUAAACAAGAAGUAUGGGAUGUCUGCCGUGCAGCAUGCAGAUUUUGUCUCUUGUUUGAUGAUACUUUGUUUAGGAAGGUAACAAAGCCUAAAAAAACACAGAAGAAGACAGCUAGCACAACUAUGAUGGAUGGUGAUCAAGGUGACAGCUUACCAGGAGAAUCAUUACUACCUGCUAAAUCCUUCUCUUUUGAAAGAGAUUUACUCAGAAUAUUAGCAGAAAUAAGGUUCAUUAAUGCAGAGGCAACUGUUCAUUUAUUAAGACUGCAGGGAGUUGAACUGAAUGAUCAUGCUGUAUCUCCAGAAGAUACAAGCCAGUAUUCUCCAGGAUAUGAUUCAGAAUGGAAAACAUACAGUUUAUGGAUAGACUACUUAUCUCAGUAUGCUAUGGAAAACUUCCAACGUGCAGCUGAAAUAGGAGAAGAAUUGAAUGAAGCCUGGAUUGUUCACAAUGCUGUAGUGUAUAUCUUAAACUACAAUAGACAUCUUAUCUCUUCAGGAAGACAGAGGGAAAUUACUGAGCAUCUGCAGACUCUUCUUGGAGCCAUUAAGACUGUUGGGCACAAUGGAAACACUGUGAUUUUAUUGAUGUUGUGUAAUGCUUUGGCUCGGGGCUUGAUGCUUUGUUGGAUUCCAAAGGCAAAACUUGCUGAGAAGAAAAUAGAUCCCAGUGGACUUCCUGAUAUCAAAGCUGCCUUAGAGAUUUGUGAAUUUGCCCUAAGUGUGACAACUGAAACCGUACCUGGUGAAACAGUAUGUAUUGCUGCACAACAACAGAUCAUUGCUACGUGGGUGAAAGCAAAACAGUUAAAUCAGCAGCAGAUCGGACAUAAACUUGGGAUUGAGGAGGAGAAUAAUAAUGAAGCACAAAAUCCUAUGGCAAGAAUUCUUGUUGGUCUAGAAAUGUAUUCAUGUAACAGCUUGGGCCUCAUGGAUUUCACUCUUCCUAGCUUAUCGCAGUUAGUGAAAUUGGCUUUAGAAUGCAGUUGGUCAGAUUCCUUAGUGGAACUGCAGACACUAACACGACUUACAUAUUUUGCUUAUGUAUCACAUGACUAUGAAAUAGUGAUGACUUGUUCCAAAAGGAUCUUGCAAUCAGGCUUGAAUUAUUUGCCUUUAUUCAGGCCUGGUAACAGAGUGAGACAAGAAAUGUUAAGCACUGCUGCCUGUAUACAAGGAAAGAGUAUAACGGAACAUUUGUCUGGAACAAAAGACUCGCGGGUAGCAGCAUCAAAAGCCUUUGUUCAGAGUGCCAGGUAUGCAGGUGAAGCUGGAAAUUAUUCCCUUGUAAUGCUUGCAGCUAGACACUUUUGGAAUAUAUGUUUACCUUUACUACGUUCUCCACAUGACAGAGAGCAGUUUAGAGAACCUACUGAAAUAAUUCUUAAGAAUAUAAUUAAAGCAGAAUCUAAAAAUAAACAGGAGAAGAAAGAUACAUUGCCUUUGCAUCAGUGGAUCACAAGGGAUUUUCAAAGUGCUGAGGAAGAUCUGACGUUAAGAACCUCCUUAUAUGGGUUAUUAUUCCACAUAUAUGCUGAUAAAGCUGAUUGGGAGACAGCACUAAAAGUCCUGGAUGAAGCUAUUCAAGCUUUGCCUCAGACAAGACACAGGCUCCUGAUAUUUAAACACAUGGCUACAGUGAAGGCAGGACUGGGAUGCAAUUUUAUGAUGGACAUUCAGAAAUUCAGAGAUGAAAGUGAAGAUUAUGUGUCACAUAUGUGGCAUCAUUUGGUAACAGUCUCCAGAAGUGUUGUUGGACAGCUAAGCUGUUUUCAAAAUGCAAUCAUUGUUUUACAGAAACAAGAAAAUGAAUGGCAGAAAGUUGAUUAUCUGAUGGAAUUUGCUGAAUGGCUAUAUUGUAACCAGUUUCCCCUCAAUGAUGUUAUUAAACCUCUGGACUGGGCGGUAGAUCUGUUGCUGCAUAUGAAAUUUUCUAUGCAGUCCUCACAAGAAGAAGGAAAAAAUACUAUACCAAAAUUUUCACCUACAGAAAAUUUGAAGAUGGACAUUGGAGCAAAUGAUACCAAGCCCCAAAUUAAUUUGGAAGAUUUGAGUAAUAUUAAACAAUUGGAAGCUUUGUUUAGAGCACAGACAUUAAUGGCUGUAAUUUCUGGAAAUGGUUCUCCUUUUCAUGAGCAGCACUGUUUGAUGGCAUAUGCUUGUAUUGUCCGUAUCUGGCAGGUUGAAGUUUCCAUUGUGAAAGAGAAGCCUAAAGGGAAAGGAUCGUCUGAUACCUUACCAGCAAAUGUGGAAGAAUGGGCUCAUUAUGACUGUCCCAAUGAAAUCAGAGAUACUUUUAAACAGAAAACAAAUAGUUAUGGUAUUAAUUGGGAUAAUUUCCCAAAACCUACUUGCACUUUGUAUUUUAUGGACCUUUUAUCUAAAGAACUACGGAAAAUUUUUUGCCCUCAGUUGAUUCUUCCCAUAUUUCAGCUAGCUGAAGUUAUUGCUAAUGAAGUUGUGGAAUGUGGAAGUCUGUCUGAUCUCUAUCACCUUCGAAUUGCCCUGAUAUGUUCAGACCUAAAACUGACUCAGGCAUCUUUGUAUCAUGAGAAAGCUGCUGGAGAAGCAUACAUCAGUGAAUUAGAACAAGCAAUGUGUAGGCAAGAGAUUGCACUCAGAAAAGAAAAAAAAUUUUUUGAGUUAAAUGCGGUAACAGGAAAAGGACUGAGUGCACUUUCUUUACCUUGCUUGUGGAUAGAAAAAGCUGAAGUCCUGAUUCAGCUAGGCAUGUAUCAACCAGCAAGACUUCUCCUUUCAGAGGCCCACGCUGCAACUCAGGAAUUGAGGGCUUUGUACAACGUGUCAAGGUGCUUGUACUUAUUUGCUGUAUUGGCUAACCUAGAAAGAAACCACAGACAAGCUAAAGCACUCCUUGAGAAAGCACAGCUUCUAGGAGGAGAUGAACAGUUUUGGUACAACAGUACUCUUAGUCUAAUAGAAGCAAUUCUAGAGGAAGAGGGGGAAGGAAAACAGAGCAUGGAAUCUUGCAAUAAAUUGGUUCAAAUUGAGAAGGACUUAUUUCAUUACGGGCAUAAAAACUGCAGCGCUGAGAUACUGCUAGAAUGUGCAAAUAUUCACAGGAUGAUUGCCAAGCGGGAAAGAAAUGAAGAGGAAAAAUGUAGUCACUAUCUAGAUGCUUACAACUUAGCUCAGAGGGCAGUAUCCAGAACAGAAGAAGUGUUUCAUAAUGUUUGUAGCUUAUUUGCAGUUCAUGAGACUACAAGUAGCAGUAUCCCAUUAAUGAGGCAACUAGCUAAUAGGAAAAUAAAUCUUGUAGAAAUUCUGUUGGAUAUUUUGCAUCUGGUUGUUACUGAGAAAAAGCUUAACAAAAUGGGGAAAGCAUCAUCUCAUAAAAUUGUGGAAGCAUGCAUCAGAAGAACUAUUAAAGAUGAUGCAACAGAACAGGACUGGAAGCAUAUGGAAUGCACAGUGAGUCAUAUUACACUGGCUCAGUUAGCAAGCGUACAGAAUCUGUGUAAAGGCUGUCCUGACAUCAAAUCCAAAUGCCUGUAUCUCACUGGAAAAGCUCUUCAUUUACUUGCCAUUAGUGUAGAUCCUGUACAUUCAGAGAUCUACUGGAAGCCAAAUGUUAUGGAAGAAGCUAAAUCAGACAUCGCAAAAACCUACUUGACUUCAGCAGAAUGCAGUGAACAGGAAGUGACAGACAGCGGUUCACUGACUAAUAAAUAUCAAUAUGAUAAGUAUAGGAGUAAAAUACAGGAAUUAAAGAAGGAACGUAAGUUGGCUCAGAAAUACCUUUCUCAAUCCAGUGAAGCUUUGCUACGGUGUAUGGAUAUUGCAUUCAAUUAUAAUAUUACUGAGGUACUGGCUUCUGCUAGUUUUGAAAUGGUUGAAUGCUUUCGACAAUUUGAUCCAUUUUCAGCUAGCCAGUUUUUGGCACUUCAUCAGAGCUGUUCAGCAUCUAUGAUGAUGAAAAGUAUCCUUCUAACAGCUACGUCUAACACCAGCAGCUCUCAGCUGGCAGCAUUACUGCAUCUUCAGAAUCAUUUAAAAAAAACCAGAAACGCAUGGAGAAGUCUCUAUAUUCCUGUUGAGCAUUUUAAUAUUAUGGAUGAAUUGCUGCCUAAUUUCUACAUAAUUAUUCUCCAGCAUUCAGAAGACAGAUCGAAUUUGUACAGUUCAUUGAUUGAGAAGCCAAAAGUAAGUACUGCACAGCAAAAGGGAAAAUCCACUCAGCCAAUGGUGCAAGCUAAAGUUUCUCAGUUUACUGUGAAUCCUGAUACAUUCAGUAUUUUGUUGGAAAAAGUGCGUCUUUACAAGCAGCAACAGCUGAAGAGUCACCUUAGACAGACUGUCAUUCAAAACUUGCAAGAGGGUGUCUCCAAAACAGAUGCGACUCCAGCAGAGAAAAUGGAUGACAAUGGACAUGAUUUGACAUCAGAUUUCUCUGAAAUAUUAGAAAUUAUGGAAGAAUAUCUGAAACCGGUGUUGUCACAGUGUGAUUUUUCCAAUAUCAGAGAACAGAGCACAUCAGUUUCAGCAGCUGAAUCAGGAAAAAUAAAAGUGAAAGAAAACGACACCAAACACACUAGAAAGCAGGGUGCACCUAUGGAUUUAGGAUUGUGUGUGGUAUUACUAGCAGAUGCAUUAUUUAUGGAAUUGCCUUUGGAAGCUCUGAGUGUCUUCAAAGAGGAAGGAGUAAGUUCUGUAUCUAGAGAUUUUUCUCUCCAGAUUCUCUCCAAUCGAUUACAUCUGACUGCAUCAGAUAUUGUGGACCCUUACAAUGAAGGAAGAGAGGCAGAAGCUUUAAGUCCUUCCCAAAAAAUAAAGGAAAUCCUAGAAAAAUACCAUGACCUGUUUACACUACAGUGGGAAGGAGUUGUUGGCAACAUACGCAUUCCAAGCCAAGCUGAAUGGGAGCAGCUGCUGACAAACUGCAGUGCGUUUCUGUUCUAUGGAAUGGAGAGAUUCAUGUCUCAUAUUUUACUCAACAGACUGGUUGCUAUGAACAUCCCAAAUUGA
Molecule: messenger RNA, 6627 nt
Organism: Opisthocomus hoazin
Lineage: Eukaryota; Metazoa; Chordata; Aves; Opisthocomiformes; Opisthocomidae
Source: RefSeq, a predicted model, not a curated record